GAGGAGGGUAGGGUUAUGGAAGGACAGGAAAGUGUGCUAGGAAAGGAGGUGCUCUCUGAGGAGCUGAGUCUUAGCCUACCCUGGUCUGGUAGUGUUCUUGGUCAGAACACUCAGAGCGACCCAUACCGCUGGACUCAUCCGUCCCAGCCGAAGUGUGGCGCGCUGGUUGAGAUCAGACAGGAGAUGAAUCGCCGCUGGGUGUUUCCUCUGUUCCUGCUACUGGCUGGAACUGGUUUGUGCCAAGAGGAAGUUUGUUCAAAGUCUGUCAUCAAUUCCUGCAACGACUGCAUCCAAUCUGGGCCUUACUGUGUGUGGUGUGCACAGCUGAAUUUCACCAAAGCUGGGGAGCAGGAAGCUGCCCGCUGUGACACCGCAGCUCAGCUCAAAUCCAGAGGCUGCAGAGGGGAGAACAUCAUCUCCCCCAGGAACUGGGUUCACAUCAACCAGGAGGACCCACUGUCCACGUCCUUCAAACAGCAGGAGCCGGUCCAGCUCAGCCCACAGAAGAUCAGUCUGGAGCUGCGGCCGGGUCUGCCCAGCACCUUCACGGUCAGCUUCAGGAGGGUCCAGGGUUACCCUGUGGACCUGUACUACCUGAUGGACCUGUCCUACUCCAUGAAGGACGACCUGGAGAACGUGAAAAGACUGGGACAGAGUCUGUUUGCAGCCCUGAAGAACAUCACUGCACACGCUCAGAUAGGUUUCGGAGCCUUUGUGGAUAAGACCGUCCUCCCGUACACAAACACCAACCCAGACAAACUCCGCCGACCAUGUGAUGACGACUACCAGCAGUGCCAGGCCGCCUUUGGCUACAGACACGUGCUGAGCCUGACGGACAAGGAGGAGGACUUCAGGUCAACGGUCAACCGGCAGUUCAUCUCAGGAAACCUGGAUUCUCCAGAGGGCAGUCUGGACGCCAUGAUGCAGGCAGCAGUCUGUGGGGAUAAAAUAGGAUGGAGGAAAAGCAGCACGCGGCUGAUCGUCCUCACCACUGACGCCGGGUUCCACAUGGCCGGGGACGGAAAACUGGCUGGAAUCCUGGAACCCAACGAUGAACAGUGCUACAUGGACAACAACGUCUACAGCAGGAGCACCAGUAUGGACUACCCGUCUGUUGGACAACUGGCCCGGCAGCUGGAGAAACACAACAUCCAGCCCAUAUUUGCUGUGACACAAAAUAUGGAGCCCGUCUACAAGCAACUGACUAAAAUGAUUCCAAAGUCAGAGGUGGGAGUUCUGUCCUCCGAUUCUAACAACGUGGUCCAGCUCAUCGAAAAUGGCUACAGGCGACUGUCUUCCAAAGUCACACUGACCCACGACAACCUGCCUGACAACGUCAGACUGGUCUACACCCCCAUAUGUGCCAACGCUGGACCAGUAGCAGAGAGCGAAGGUGUCUGUGAAAACGUCCGCGUGGGCGAGAAGAUCUCCUUCAACGUGACGGUGACUGCGUUCUCCUGUCUGGAGAAGCAGUCCUUCACCAUCAGACCGCGGGGCAUCAAGGACACGCUGACCGUCGAACUGUCCACCAGUUGUCAAUGUCAGUGCGAGGACGUCUCCAUCCCCAGCCCCACCAUCUGUAAUGGGAAGGGCAAAGUCCACUGUGGGAUGUGCAGCUGCAACGACGGCUUCGUGGGCCAGUUCUGCGAAUGUGCCAUCGGCGAGAAGGACGAGUCCUCCUUAAGACAGUUGUGUCGGAGGGAAAACGGCAUCGAGUGCGAAGGACGAGGAGACUGCGAGUGCGGACGCUGUCGCUGUCACACCACGGAGAGUGGAAGCAGUUACCACGGCGACUACUGCCAGUGCGACGACGAGCACUGUGAGAAGUUCCAGAACAAACUGUGCGGAGGGAACGGUAAGUGCAUAUGUGGAAAGUGUGAAUGCUUCCCUGGCUACGAAGGUUCCGCCUGUCAGUGCAAGGUGUCACAGGACGGCUGUCGCACCGUCAACAACUCCGUGUGCUUCGGGAGAGGAACCUGCCAGUGCAACCGCUGUCAGUGUAAAGAAGGCUACCAGCGGCCGCACUGCCAGGACUGCCUGGGCUGCCCAAACCAGUGCCAGAACAAACUGAGCUGCAUUGAGUGCCUGGGCUUUGAGUCCAAAAGUGCUGAUCAAAACUGCACGGCGGAAUGCCUCAAAACCAUCAGUCCCAACAUGGUGGACCACUUCACGUUACCGAGAAAAGACUGUCGUCUGAAGGACUCCAAAGGCUGCUGGGUAACGUUCAGGCUGGAGCAGCUGGUCGGAGAGGACUACUACUACGCUGAGAUUCUCAACCAAAGAGACUGUCCUGAGCCCCCCAACAUCAUUGCCAUCAUAGGCGGCUCGGUGGCAGCGGUGGCUCUGAUCGGCAUCCUGCUGCUGAUGGUGGUGAAGUUACUGAUCUACAUGAAGGACCUGAAAGAGUACAGAAAGUUUGAAAAAGAAAGGGCCAAGAGCGACUGGACAAAGGCCAGUAACCCGCUGUAUACCAGCGCCACCACCAGGGUUGAAAACCCCACCUUCACUGGAGAGUGAGGCUCCGCCUCCAGCCACGGCUUCAGCGCUCUCGUCACUCAGUGGGACUGUUGAUGUGGAGCUGCUCCAUCACCAGGACAAGCUGCCAUCAGCACUGCCUGACCUACAGGGGCCUGUGAGGGGCAAACAUGAUAUGAACCAGACCAGACCAGACCCAUCAAUCAAUCUUCUCUCACUGACCAGAGGUCACGAGGUCAGAUUGACCACCGUCUAUUAACAUUUUCAGAUCCAGACCAGGUAAUCCAGGACGGACACACACACUCAGAGUCACCUGACUGUCACAUUAGAACAGGGGUCUCCACGUCAGACGGGCUGAGGGCCAUUAGUGAGCAGAUGUUUUAGAAAAAGUUUUUGUUAAAUAUAAAUAAUUUAGAUCAACUCUUUCUUCGUUCAUUCUUAGACCACCAACUACAGUAUUUUAAUAAUUAAAAAAAAAAAUCAAGGGACAAAUGACACUUGAUACGGCCAUACGUAAGAACAUCAUGGGCUGCACUUGGCCCUCAGGCCAGAGUUUGAGACCACUGUAUUAGUUCUGGAAUCAAAUACAUCCAGCGAUACCAACACAUGGGGAAACUGCCCAACAACCACGUUGCACAGAAAUAAAAAUGAACAAUAUCUAAAUUCUUCCCCAUCUGAAUUACGACCAUCUUCUCUCCCAGUGACGUCAUCUUGAGCCAUGAACCUCAAGUCAAGCUCGUUAAACCCUAAAAGGGUCUGCGUUUAUUUGCUGUAGGUCAGCACAGCUUUUGUACACACGCUGCUUCCGCACUGCUGCCCCCUGCUGGCUUUUAAAAAACCUCGGCGAUGACAUUUUCUUUGACAGAAACCUGCUUCAACAAAACACAUUUAUAUAAUAAUAAUAGCUGAUCAUUUUUAUAGCGCCUCAAAGUUACCUGUCAUUAUGUAGAAUAAAAUUGUUCUUCCGUUGAGGAA
Messenger RNA from Cynoglossus semilaevis (tongue sole), 3450 nucleotides. RefSeq names its product integrin, beta 2 (gene itgb2). The transcript is spliced from 17 exons. The record is from RefSeq and is a predicted model, not a curated record. Gene Ontology annotation, molecular function: protein kinase binding; integrin binding; amyloid-beta binding. NCBI's taxonomy places the organism in Eukaryota, Metazoa, Chordata, Actinopteri, Pleuronectiformes, Cynoglossidae. Gene Ontology annotation, biological process: leukocyte cell-cell adhesion; cell-matrix adhesion; integrin-mediated signaling pathway. The coding region runs from base 16 to 2517 and encodes 833 amino acids. Gene Ontology annotation, cellular component: focal adhesion; integrin complex; cell surface.